AUGCUACCAUUCCGACCCGCCGCCGAACCCAGCCGGGCCAGCCCCCAGGACCCCCCGGGACAAGGGACUGCCAAAGAAAGGCAAUCCGAGUCGGGACUGUCGGGUACACCACAGAAAGCUUCAGAUGAUACCGACCAACAUCGAGUUGCCCGUGAUGCCGAGAUUGACAACGGGAGCGAGGCUAGUACGACGCCGGAAUCGUUGGACCCAACGGGCCCAGAGCAGAACAUGCCCAUCGCAACCUACCGGGCACCUUCAGUGCUUCCUUCGGAGGACCCGACGUCAUCUGGAGGGCCUUCCCUCGCCCUGCCGAGCCUGGUCGGCUUGGAUAAGCUGCCGAUUCCGCGGCCGACGAGAUCGCUGGAAUGGCCCGAGCUACCUCUACAUCUUGAGUUUGACCAGGCGAUUCGGGAGACACCAUUCGAAGUCCACAUUGAGGGGCCUUCCGAGUCAUCGACCACUGUUGAUACGGCAUGCCUGAACCCGGAUGACAACCCUCCUCUUCCCUGGAAAUUCGAGUUUUGGUGGGAAGCUGGAACCCUCCACUCCUCGGCAGGGACCCUGGAGUCCGCGUUCCUAUCCUUGUCUUGCCGGUCCACCAAGGUUAUCGGCGCGACGGUGGGUGGCAGCAAUGGCGUUUCAGAGUCCACUCGCGCCUCAACUAUGCUCGUGCUGGUACCGACACCCGACGUCCCCCUACACAUUGCCGUGGAUAACGAGGACAACGCUCGUUGGGCCAGGAAGCAGCGACGGGGAGAACUGGUCGGAGCCCUUAGAGUGCACUUCUGGAGGACCCACACAGGUUCCCAGGGAGCCAACGGACCGUACCGGGAGACCAGUCAGCACAUCAGCAACUUUUCUGCGUCAGCCCCGUCUACCACAGCCACACCAGCUCGGCCAUCGGCAACGGGAGGCUCUUCGCGUCGCCUUCUCGGCGGCGGGGGAUUUGGCAGCGGUGAGGACGACGACCCGCAGGAUGGCGAUGGUGGUGGAUUCCGGCAUCCAGAGGGCGCAAUGCGGCAGCAGACCCGCCGUUUCGCCUGCCCUUUCCAGAAAUGGCGGCCCCAGAUAUUUAGGCACUGUCUUCGCCGUCACCGCAAUGUAUCCGAGGUGAAGAGGCACGUAAUCGACAACCAUUAUAUUUUCCGGUGUCCUCAAUGCCAUACCUCCUUAAGAACACCGCUAGCCCGCACGGCACACUACACCAACACCGGAUGUGGCGCCACGCCAACGCCGGACCUGACGCCUGGCCACAUCAGUGAGCAGCAGCUUGCCAUUAUUAAGAGGCGCCCCGUAAGGAAGAGCCUCGAACAACAAUGGCGGGAUCUUUUCCGUACCAUCUUCCCGAAUGAACCCCAGCCCCGGGACGUUUACGUCGACCGUCGAGUUGACAGGACAAUACGAUACAUCGAGUACCAAUAUGACACGUGCUGUAGGUAUUUCCUCCGCAAGCACCAAGCAGAGCGGGCACGUGAGGACCCCUUCUUGGACCAAUUCGAGACCCUCGAGGCACAACGCGAAGCAGUGGCUGACCAGUUCAUUCCUUCGGUAAUGCUCGAUUUGGACGGCCAGGGAACGCCUGGCUGGUCCCCGCCCUCAGCCUUUUGGUCUGGUCCCCGAGACUACGACAAUCAGAUCCGGAGUACGGCACAUGGUACCCCCCUGACUCUGGACGCACUGGGACAAACCCACGGCGAGCCCACAGAACCGUACACCGUUCAACCGCUGGAACCCUCGCAUGUCUCCCCGCCCCCCUUCAACUGGGAUAUCGGUUCGCCAUUCAACCUCCAGCCCACCAUCCAGCCCACCAUCCUACCCGACGCAACGCACGCCGUGCUAGGCUACCAUUCGAUGCCCACACAGCUUGUGGAGCAACAGCCUCCAGCGGUUCCUCAACCCGGGCAGGCUUUUGAGCACCAGGUCGACCGCCAAACCGACGAGGACAUAUUUGCAAUAAUAGCCUCCCAUCAUACUCACAACGCCGGCAAUACCAUGUCCCAGUUAGAUUCUCUCGACGAGAACCACAUCGGUAACAACAACACCGCAUUCUCCGUUGGCUACUCCGUAUUUGCAGGGGCGCCAUCUCUACCAGCGCCCCAAAGACUGGCUCCUGUAGCUACGGCUGCUGACGGUUCUUUGUACACGCCGCCACAACCUAAAGGAAAUUCUGACGAUGCGGCAACAGGUCCGUUGGCUACCUUGGUUCACCGUCACAUGCAAUGGGCCGACAUUGGGCCGAUCACUCCAUCCCACUCUACUUCAUCAUACGUGCCGUACCAAGACAUGUAA
Molecule: messenger RNA, 2289 nt
Organism: Chaetomium fimeti
Lineage: Eukaryota; Fungi; Ascomycota; Sordariomycetes; Sordariales; Chaetomiaceae
Exons: 2
Coding region: 1-2289 (762 amino acids)
Source: RefSeq, a predicted model, not a curated record